AUGUCAUGUACUUAUUCACGAUUGCUUGUUCGUCAUCAUUGGCUUGUACUUGGUUUUGUUAUUUUCAUUUCAAUAAUAUUAACAAUUAUUGGUAUUGCUUUUACACAAUUACCAGAUUUUUCCGAUCCAAGAAAUGGAUGGGGUGCUCGUGGUAAAGGUACAAUAUUUUCUCAAUUAAUGGUUUUAAGACAUGCAUCGGAAAAAUUUCGUCUAGCAUAUGAAUUACCAUUAGAUAAUUAUGAAUUAUUUGGUGCAUAUAAUCAAUUUUCAAAUGUAAUCGUUGAUGAUCUUGAUGAAGAUUCAUAUCGAUCAGAUAUACUUGCCAAGCAUGAUUUAUGGCGAAAGAAAAAUUCGAAGAAACAAAAUGAUGAAUUAAUUGAUUAUAAUAAUUUAAAUGAAAAUUUUUAUGAUAACGAUGAUGAUGAUGUACCACCAGAUUAUGAAGAUGACUAUUCUCAAUCACCAUCAUUACUUUAUCAAUGGAAUCGUGAUAGACAUUUUGAUGUUGAUACUACAAUUACAAAAUAUGUUGAUGAUAAAAUGAUUAAUAUUACUGUUUCAGAAUUUGUUAAAAAUUUACCACGAUUUAAUGAAAAUAAUUAUAAAUCAGCUAGAUUACCAUUUGAUCUUUUUCGACCAUAUGCAUAUUUACUUGAAGAAAAAUAUCGUGGUCGAGUAGGUCGUGAUGGUAUGAUUGAAUUCUAUAUUGAACGUACGCAAUCAUCAGAUGAUUUACUUUCUAUUAAACAUUUACAAUCAAUAUGUCAAUGGGAAAAAAAAUUUAAACAUCUUCUUUCUCUUAAUUCAAGCCAAAGUCUUUCAUUAGCAACAUUUGUUGCAUUAUAUUCAGCAAAAAAUGAUUGUCGAUUAAUUACAUCGAAUGAUGUUGAACAUUUUCGUUCAAUACUUCAUACAUGUUUACCAUAUUAUUUAAAUGGUUAUAUGGAUAUUCCAUUAAGUGAUACAUUUCUUAAUCGUGUUAUAUCAGAACAUCAACAAGGUCAUUUUACUCAUCAAGAACAAAUUAAAGCGGUUUAUACAGCAUUACGUCAUACAUGUUUUUAUAAAAAUAUAACACGUUUUAUAUUCGAUCAUUUUGUUGAUAAACAAUUUUUAAAUGAAUUACAACAAUCAAAAACUGAUUCAAAAGUUUCAUUAUCAAUGAUAUUUAUAUCAAAUUAUAAAAGUAUUAAAUACAAUCGUACACGUGAUCAGGUAACAUGUUUAAGACGACGACCACAUUCAAUAAAAUAUUGUGAAGAACGUGGUUGUAUGAAAGAUUAUCGAAAUAAAUUAUUAGUACAAGCAUGUGCAAAUCGAGCACCACCAUCAGGUAGUUGUUCACAAUAUUGUCAAUGUAAAUUUCAAUGUCGAAAUGAAACUGAACAAACUGUUUUAAUAACACCAAUUUAUAAAGUACAUGAAUUAGUUGAUUUAUUUGAAAAAUAUUUUGCUGGUAAAAGACAAUUACCAACAUAUCAAGAUAAAUUUAUUAAAUUAAUUGCAUUGAAUUUUGCUAAUGUUCGAGAACGAGCUGCUAUGGCAAGAAUAUCUGAAGAUAUGCUUCUUGUUUUAAUUGCAACGGCAUUAAUUGUCGGUAUAACAGUACUUUAUUUACGAAGUGUUUCAAUAGCUUUAGUUAUUAUUAUUGGUGCCGCUUUAUCAAUUGGUGUUAGCUAUUUUAUUUAUCGUGUUAUUUAUCGUAUACCAAUAUUUCCAUUUAUGAAUUUAAUGUCAGCAUUUAUAUUAAUUGGCAUUGGUUGUGAUGAUAUAUUUCUUUUCUUUGAUACAUGGGAUCAAGAAAAAGCUGAAUGGUUAAAGAAAUAUCAGGAUAGACAACAGACAGAAGUUAAUAUUCCAUUAACUGAAAUAAAUAAUGAAAAACAAAUAAAGAAAAAGAAAUUAAAAAUUCCACCUAAUGCAUUUCAGUCACGUCAUCGUUUACUUGUAUUUAAUGAUCCGGAAGAAAUGAAAAGAUUAUUAUCAAGUGAAGAAGCAUUAACAGAAAUUAUGGCUAAAACAUUGAAACAUGCAGCAUCAUCCAUGUUUGUUACAUCGUUUACAACAUCAGCAGCUUUUUUUACUAAUAUGUUAACAAAUAUUUCAUUUGUACAAGUAUUUGGUGUUUUUACUGGAACAUGUAUUUUACUUUAUUUUGUUAUUACAGUUACAGCUAUUGCUGCAUUUGCUGUCAUUUAUGAAAAAUAUAUUCAAAAUAUUUUAUCACGUUUACUUUCUAUUCGUCUAACAAAUGUUGUUGACACAUCAUCAAGUAGUCCAUCAGUUAAAUUAUGUCGCCGUCUGGCAACUGUUUGCCGUGAUAUUCGAAGUUAUAUUUUUGGUCAUUUCAUACCUGUGAUUAUUAUUAAUUUACGUUAUUUAUUAGUGUUACUAUUUUUACCUAUGGGUAUUUUAGGUCUGGUCGGAGUUUUUCAUUAUCCAAAAUUACAAGUUCCAUCAACACAAAAAGUUGCUUUCUUUUUAAAAGAUAAUCCAAUGGAAAUUUAUGAAUUUACAAUGAAAAAGAUUUUUAAUGGAUAUUCAAAAGAAGAGAAACGUUUAUUUGCUUAUCCAGCUGUUUCAUUUAUAUUUGGCAUACGUGAUAUUGAUGAUGGAUAUAUAUUUGAUAUGAAUGAUCGUGGUCAUCUUCAUUUAAUGCCAGUUCAUUUAGAACGUCAUACUACAUUAGAUUUUUUCAAACGAUUUAUAUCAGAUUUAGGUACACGUCCAGAUUUAUUUGGUUCGAAUUAUGAUUUAGACAAAGAUUUUGAAUCAUUUUAUGAACUUACUACAGAAAAUAUUUUAAUAGCAAAAGUAGCUGAUGAUCGUGCUAGACAAAAUUUAUCAGAAACAAAUCAUUUAAAUAUGAUUAAAUAUUUAUCUAAAAUAAAUACAACUUUAAUACAAAAUUUAGUAGAUGAUACAGUUCAAACAAUUGGUUAUAAAAUUGAAAAUGAUGAAUCAGAUCAUGAAGAUUAUAUUGAUCCAAAAUCAAAAAAAAUUAAUAGGAACUUAAAAAGAAUUAGUUUAAAACAAUUGAAUAAUCAAACAAAUCCAAUUAUUGCUUAUUCAAAUUAUAGGAAAUUAUUUAAUAAAACUUUAGAAAAAUAUUAUAAAGAACAGAUUCAACGUACUUAUGAUCGAAACGAAAUUCGUAUUUAUUUAAAUGGAACAAUACGUGAUAUACUUACUCAGGAAUAUCAUCGUGCAGCAUUAAAAACAGCUAUGCAAUGUUUAACCGGUGAGGCUGGUGCCAAUAAUGUACCACCUGAUUUCUGUGAACGACAACUUAAUAAACAACGUUCUGUUAAUUGGGCUGUUUUACCUGAUAAAAUAUCACCAAUUGAUGGAAGUGUUCGACCAUUUGCCAUUAUUAUUACUAUUCGAGGUGCACUUAAUCGUACAAAUUAUGAUUCAUACAAUACUUAUUAUUUCAAAAUAAAAAAUUUCUUUGAUCCAUAUAUAAAAAGACAUGCACCAGAACAUUUACAACAUGCAUGGUUUUCUUCUCCUGGUUUUGCAUUUUAUGGUGUUCAACGUGAAUUACUUGUUGGUUCCUAUUCUUCUCUUGUGGCAUCACUUGGUAUUGCAUUACUUGUACUUUUUCUUACAUCAGGCAAUUUAUUUAUUGCAAUCUAUGCCUUAAUUACAAUUACUUUUGCUAUUGCUGUUAGUGUUGCUACAUUUGCUGCAUUAAAAUGGGAAUUAGGAAUUAUUGAAGCUAUUAUUGUUAUUAUGUCUGUUGGACUUUCAGUUGAUUUUGUUGUUCAUUUUGGUGUUGGUUAUAUUCAUACAGAUUCAACAGAUAUUGAACGUGAACGAAAAAAGAUUAAAAAUCGUUAUAUAUCAUCAAUAUCAGUACCAGCAGAAUCUGCUGAUAAUCAAGAAGUACAAACUUCUCCAAAAAUUAGUUCUUAUCGUUUAUUAUACAAAGAACAUCAAAUCGAACGUGAAACACGUGUUACUGAAUCUAUAUCACGUGUUGGUUCAGCCGUAUUUAUGGCUGCAUUUACAACAUUUGCAGCUGGAUUUUCAAUGACAUUAUCAGCACUUACUUCAUUUCGACAAAUGGGACAAUUUUUAAUGACAAUAAUGUUUAUGUCAUGGGUAUUUGCAAUGUUUUUCUUUUUACCUUUAUGUGCUAUUAUUGGACCAGUUGGUAAAUGUGGUUCAAUACCAUUUACACGGAUCAAAGAAUUUUGUAAACGAUGUUUAUUAUGUUGUCGUCGUCGUCAAACUUCAAACAAUGAUAUUGAUGAAUGA
Adineta steineri is the source of this 4263-nucleotide messenger RNA. Lineage: Eukaryota; Metazoa; Rotifera; Eurotatoria; Adinetida; Adinetidae. The record is from the annotation of a GenBank genome assembly.